GAACAAUUGAAGUCACCUUUAACCUCUGGGCCACGUCCCAAGGAACGAUCCACUAAAUUUGACCUGGAACAUUUUCCCCGGUUCACAUAUGCCGCUCACGCCACUCGUAAAUCUACGAUCGAACCUUUCGGAGACCUGCAUUGCUGAUAACCCUACUUUUCGAGAAAAUACGAUUCACUCUCAGGAUCCUUAACCUACGGAUUCCACGUGCUACUGUCACUUGCUCGUAAACGAUUCCAUGGCAAGUUAAAUAAGCUUUUCGGUUUGUAUUACACGUGCCGAAGACGAUGACCCAGGAGAGUUCCUGUUUAUGCGGAUGCUUUGUUCCACCAUGCGCCAAAUCGCCAGACCCACCGCACGAGCCAUGUUGUUGCUGUGACUACAAUCCGUUCAGUGACAAUUCAAAAGAGUCCGAGAUAUACGACCUGAAUUUUGCCUUGAGAAAGCUCACGGUCAUGAAGUGUCAGAUGAAGAAAUGGCGCAUGGAACGUCUUCAGCUUGAGAGCGAGGCAAGAUUGCUAAAGGAAGCUCUUCGAUCCCGAGGUGUAAAUAUCGACGAGCCUCUUAAGCCUGACCCACUGGUUCUGCAUUAUCGGGAGGAAAAUGAGAGAUUGGAGAAUGCCAGGAAUCUGCUCGAGGAUAAGAUCAAAGAUCUUGAAGAGACACUCGUAGAGAGAGAUUCCUUUGGAGAUUCGUGCGAGGCUGUGCAUUAUUAUAGAGAGAAGAUUGGGAUCCUGAGAGUACAACACGCUGAAGAAAAGAAUCAACUCAGAGAGAUGAUUUCGGAAUUGAAAAUCAAACUGGCGGAGACGGACGAUGACAGUUCCUGUUCCGCGCUAAAUCGUCUUAGAGCGAAAUUAAGAGAACUGAUGAAAGGAGGUCAAAGAGCUGACCAGCAAGUUUCUAAGGUAGUCGAACGCUCCAUAGAGACACUGGUUCAAUUGUCGACGAGUUGCGAUGACCUGAAAGCCGAAAACGAACGUCUCCUACGGGAAGUCGAGACUCUGAGGGGGAUGUCAGGAGGCCCAGUAUCCCAGGAGCUUCAGAAACGUCUUCCAGAGGAGGAUAAGGAUGCCUUGAUAAAUGAUUUGCAAAGAGAAUUACUAGAGAAUCGAGCCCGAUCUGCUGAUUUGGCUGUCGAUCUGGAUAAGAUGACUGUCAGUACGAAAGCUCUGACGGCUCAAGUAGCUGCUAUGAAGGAUGAGCUUAAGAAGAGGGAUGAAAAGGUUACUGAGCUUCUCGGAGAGUUGAGAAAGUCCACGGCUGAUCUUCUUGGGAUGAACAACUUGCAGAGCGAGAUAAUGGGGAUGAAGCCGCAGUUGUAUGAUCUUCAGAUUGAGCGUGAUCAACUGCUCGACGAGCUUGGUAAAGUUCGGGGUGUUGUGUCCGAGAGGAAUGAUCAGAUCAUCAAGAUCCUGGAAAAAAGAGAUAGAGUUACGAAUGAUUGCGAGUCGAAACUGGCCGCUAUGCAAACGAGAAUUGAUGGUUUGCUAGCGCAGGAAGCUUUGUUAAAGAAGGAAAAUGAAGCCCUGAAAAAGCAAGUCGCAGAUUUGGAGGAUGAGAUCGGUGAGCUUAAAGCUGUUAUAAGUCACGUGCCGGAUACUAGGGACGACGCGGAUAGAAUGUUGGCUAGAAUACGUGAACUCGAGGAUGAGCUUGGGAAAGUUAGUAAGGAGCUUGCAAGUAGCAAGGAUACUACAAAGGGCUUGGAAGAUUUGAUAGAAUCAAUGAAAGCUGCGAAGGAUAACUUGGCUAAUGAAUUGCUUCAAGCUGUAGAGAAUCUAAAUAGAUGUAAGAAGGAUUUGGAAAUGGCUGUAAGUGCAAAGGACGAUGCCCUUAAAGUCCUGGGUGACUCGAAGACUCGACUUGAUGUGUUAAGAGAUGAAAAUUCUCGCUUGGUUAAUCUGGCGGAUUCCAUGAGAAAGAAUAAUGAUGAGCUCAGAGACAAAAGUAAAAGCUCUCUGCUGGAUAUGAAUGGAAUCAGAGAGGAGAAUGAGGUCCUGAUGGCAGAGAAUAUUAAUUUAAAAGCAGAAAAUGACAGACUGAAGAAGCUCGUUGAUGAGCUGAAAGCUCAAAUCGACAAGCUUAAAGCUGAUAUCGAUAAAGUGACCACCGACUGCGAGAUGCUUCGUCAGAACAAUGAAAAGCUCAAUGACGAUAUUAAAAAGUAUGAGGUCGAGAAGGAUAGAUUGGAAAAUGAUCUUUUAAAGUUACGAGAAGAAGUAGUUGCCCUGAAGGAUGAUAACGAUAGACUGGUGUCUCAGGUUGAUGAGCUUUUGGCGGAACUGGCUAAGCUUAAGGACGAAAGGGAUAAACUAAAGGUGGAGGUGGAGAAGGGUAAAGAGCAUGAGGAAGCACUCAGGUCAGAGCUUGAUAAGUUGAAAGGAGAGAAUGAUAAACUCAAGUCCGAAAUCGGGCAGUUCGGGGAUGAGUUGGAUAAAUUAAGGGUGGAAAAUGACGGUCUCCACUCGCAAGUAAGGUCCCUCAAAGGUGAGAAUGAUAAACUGACCGAAGAGCUGACCGACAUUAAGGACUCGCUAAAAAAAUUGGCGGCGAAUAAUGAUGGACUAAAUGAUGAAAUACGAAAACUUCAAAUGGAAAAUGCCAACCUCAAUGGUCAGGUCGAUGCAUUUAAGGUUCAGAACGAGAAGCUUCAAUCCGACUUAGAUGAUACUAAAAAUCAGUUAAAUCUGGCUAAAGCUGGCGGUGACAAUCUGCAAGCGCAAGUGGAUGGUUGCAAAAAUGAGAACGAUGAGCUGAAGACAAAUUUGGAAAAAGCUCAAGGCGAUCUAAAUAAUUCGAGGGCUGAAAUAGAUAAAUUGAGAUCAGAGAAUGCUGCGCUCUUAGGAGAACUUAAUAAACUAAAAUCUCAAUGCGAAGCUUGUCAACUGGAACUGGAUCAAUUGAAAACGGAAAAUGGUUCUUUGAAAACCGAUAUGAAUGAUAUAAGAAAUGAAAAUAUGUCCUUAAUAAAUGAGCUCAAGGAAUUACAAGCUGAAACCGAGCAACUCAAAGCCGACCUAGAAAAUAUGAAGAUCCAAUUGGGACGUAUGGAGUCUGAAAGAAAUGCUCUUAGGGAAGCUAAUGAGAGUCUGAAGUCCGACUUAAGCAAGGCAAAGGACGAGCUGGAAAAUAUCAGAAACGAAAAUAAGAAUUUGAAGGGCGAGGUAGAGACGUUAAAAACCGAGAAUGGGAAUCUCAAGGAUAAGUUGAUGGAGCUCAAAGGGAAGUUGGACGAUACGGAAAGUGAGCUGGACAAGCUCAAAGGAGAGAACAGUACUCUCAAGAGGGAAGUGGGCGACAUGAAGGCGGAAAAGGAUUCUCUGAAAGAAGAGCUGGCGAAAGUAAAGGAAGAAAGUGAAAAGUGGAAAGAGAAAGCAGAAGCUCUGGAGGUCUCGGACGAGAAUCGCAAGGCUGAGUGCGAGAGACUUAAAGCAUCCAGCGAUGGAUACAACAACUUAAAAUCAGAUUGUGAGACGCUCAAACAGGAUAAGGAUAAACUAAAAGGUGAACGGGAUCAAAUGGAGGUUCAGAGAAAUGCUCUUAAGGAAGAAUUAAGUAAACUGAACGGGCAGCUCGACGGUCUUGCAGCUGAAAGGGACAAGCUGAAGAGCGAUUUUGAUCAUAUGAAGAGUCGCAACGACGCUCUGAAAGGAGAAUUGGGUGCGUGUAUCAUGGAAAGGGAUAAAUUACGGUCGGAUCUCGAUAGUCUCAAGGGUGUAGUAGAUGAGUUGCAGAAUCAGAAGCAGGCAAUGAUGUCGGAGAUUGAGAAAUUGAGAAAGGAACUGGACGAUUAUAGAAAUACAAUCAAGUCUCUUGAAGCUGAGGCUGCUGAUUUGCGCAACGACAAGAGUCAGUUAGCCAAAGACGUUAAUGAUUUAAGAAAUGAGCUGGACAGAGUGAAGAGUGCCAAGGAAGAUGCUGAUAGGGAACUGGAGGCUUUGAAGGGUAGUCUGAACGAUCUUCUUAACGAAAUAAUAAAGCUGAAAGAAGAGAUUGAUAAGUUACAGUCGGAGAAAAACAAUCUGGAGAAUGAAUUGGCUGCCGUCAGGGGAUCUUUAACGAAUUGUCAAAAUGAGAAUAAUAGGUUACAUAAUGAAAUUGAUAAGCUAUCGAAAGAGCUUCGUGCUCUUAAAGACGAAAACGAACAAUUUCUUGAAGAGAUAGCUAAAUUGAAAGCUGACAUCGAAUACUGGAAAAUCGAGGGUUGCAAGCAUAAGGCUGAAAUCGAUAAAUUGAAUGGAGAUAUCGAAAAGCUGAAAAAGGAGUUGUCUGACUGCCGUGCUAAAGUGAAGGAUCUUGAGGAUCAGCUUGUUGCCCACGAUGGUCUAAAAUCGAAGCUUAUGCAGGAUAUUGAUAAACUCAAGAAAGAUUUAGAGUCUGAAAAAGCGGCCCUUCAAGGUACAAAGGACGAAGCUUCCAAAGCAGCAGUUGGUUGCAAAGAAGAGCUGGAGGCUUUGAAGGCAGAAUUAACAAAGGUAAGAGGUGAGAACAACAAAUUGAAAAGCGAGAUUAGUGAUCGGGAGAAUCAAAUAGCAGCGCUUAAAGACGAAUUAGAAAAGCUCCGUAAAGAAGCCUCUGUUCUUAGAACGGAAAAUGAUCGCUUGAAAGGCGAAUUUGAUAAGAAAAAGGCCGAAGUCGAUGGGUUACAGAAAGAACUUAACAAGGUUAAGGCUGAAGCUGAAAGUUCGAAGGGCGAAGGUAUAAAUCUUAAAGGAGAAAUCGAUAAACUAACUUCUGACAAUAAUCGACUAAAGCGUGACCUCGAUGCCCUGAAAGCUGAAAAUGAGAAGCUUGCAGCCGCAUUAACUGCAGCUAAAAAUGACUCUGAAAAGUUCAAGGCCGAUUUGGCUGAAUGCAAAUCUGAGAUCGACAAACUUAAGGCUGAAAUUAAUAGAUUGAAUGGGGAAUUGAACAAGCUCAAUGAGGAAACGAAGAAAUCGAAGGCCGAACUCGAGGACCUUAAGAAGAGUCUGUCGAGUGCCGAGGACAGAACGAAGAAGCUUCAAGAACAGGUCGGUGCGCUGGAAACUGAAAAAGAAAAGCUUAUUGGUGAAUUAAAUGGCGUCAGGUUAGAAAAUGAUAAGUUAGCUAAAGAAUUGUCGAGUACCAAACUUGGCAAGGACGAAGCGCUGAAGGAGAACGCAACUCUGAAAUCCGAAGUAGCUGCUCUCAGGGAAGAACUAAGCAAGGCUCGUGGAGAGGAGGCGAGACUGAAGCAAGAGUUGGAAGGUCUCAGGAAGCAACUGUCAGAUUUGAAAAGUGAACUGGACAAGAUCAAAGAGGAGAACGUAGGAUUGAAGAAAGCGAAUGAUAAGAUGAAAGCGGAACUGGACUCGCUCAUGGUUGAAAACGGCCACCUCAAAGAGGCCCUUGACAAAGUUAAAGGUGAAUUCAAUGCGGCCAAAUUAGAAUACGAGAACGGUAUAAAGCAGUUAAAGGAUAUGAAUGAUAAUCUGAGAAAGGACGUAGCCAGUGCGCAGGAAAGAGCGAAAAGUCUGGAGAAUCAGCUAGGGUCUUUCGAGGGAGAAAAGAAUAGAAUGGAAAAGGAGAAUUCGCUGUCGAAGGGUCAAAUCGAAAAGUUGGAAAAAGAUUUAGUUGCGGCGGGAGCCGCGAAAGAUGCGGCUUUACGAGAGCUUGAAGCCCUGAAGAACACUUUAGCUGGCUUAAGGGAUGAUUUAGCUAAGUGCAAGGCUGACAAGGACAAGCUUCAGCAGGAGUUGGACGAGAUGAAGAGACGUUCCGCGGAUUGGAAGGGCGACCUGGAUAAGAUGCGGGCGGAAAAAGAAGCUUUGAAGAGCCAGCUUGACAAGCUCAACGGGGAACUGGAUAAAGUACGAAACGAGUACGCCAACUUGAAGGCCGAACUUGAUCGCCUUAGAGCUAAGAAUGAUAAGUUGCAAGCCGAUAAUGAUGCGUUAAAUGAAGAAAAAGCUCGAUUGAAAACUGCGUCUGAAAAAAGACUCGAUAAGGAACUUGAUAAGAGGCCCUCAAAGGCAUCGGAAAAGAAGAUCGAAGAUGACAAAGCUUUGAGGAAGGAGCAUUCAAAAUUAUUGGAAGAUUUUGAGAGAUUGCGUAAAGAAAAUGAAAGACUGAAAGCCGAGUUGCAGAAUAUGAAAAAAGACCUUGGAAAAUCUCGUCGAGAAAAUGCAAAAUCCGCAAUAUCCAUAGUAGCCGAUAGUAAAGUUUCAUCAGCAGAAGUUACGGAUGAUUGUGGAGAUUAUAUAAGAGCCAAUGAAAUCCUUACACAAAAUAUAGAUGAACAAAACGAUGGAAUAAAUCGUAUUCGCGAAUAUAUUGGCUUUAUUGAAGGAAAAACUUCGAUGCGACCGAUAAUGGUGCAAAAAUUGGGCAACGACACGAAACCAAAUGCCGAUGUAAUAAAAAUUGCUCGACUCAAGGGUAUAUUAAUGGCGUCGCAAAAACUUGCUGAAAAUAUUCAAAACGCGGAGAUGGAAAUUCAAGAAAUUGGAAAUUUACUUGACGAAAAUGAGAAGCUGAAAAAGCAAAUCGAGAAUCUCGAAAAACAACUCGCUGAAUUCGGUUUGGACGAUCCAGAGAUGAUGGAAACUAAAGAGGACGGUAAGGACAUAUUCGAUGCGGAAUCCUGGCUUAAGUCGCUUACUUUAACGCAAUUGGCUGAUCUUCACGAGAGGAUAUGCAGACUGACAUCAUCAAUGGUCGAGGAAGAUUUAAAUCCCGAUGACUUCAUGGACGAUCAGGAUGACGAAACAAUUUGCAAACCCUGCGAAACCUCCCGCGCGUCCCGUAAUUUACAAGAAGAUCCACGAAAAUACGAGCGUGACAAUUUAAACAAGAGAAUCUCAGCAUUGCAAAGACUGAUAAUGGAUAAGCAAUUGGAUGCUGCGAGCAAGAUCGAAGACAUGAAGAGAACACUACGAGAAGAGCAAGCUAGCCUGGGGCGAUUAUCUCAAGAGAUGAAUCUAGAAAGAAAACGAAAUUACGAAAUUCACCAAACAAUGGAAAAUUCGCCAUGUUGGAUAAACGAUUGUAAAGCUGCAUGCCGCGGUGAUCCCAAACACGUAUAUCCUGGACCCUUCUUCAAUGCAUCAGGAUCCAUAUCCCAACCUCAUACAAAAAGUACCGCUGACAAUAUUUGUAAGCGUCAAUACGAAAAUUCAUCGUGUGUCACCAAGCCUAAUAAAUUAAAUAAAAAUCGAAUAAGCGAUACCCAACCUCGGAACAGUGAUAAGAAACGAUAAGAGGCUAACGGCAAAAGAUUCCAUUCGACGUAACUAGGUAUUUAUUCAUAAUGUAUAUAAAUCGUUGCCAAUAUCCAAAAUGUAAUAUACAUAAAAUAACGUGUAAUACUAAAAUUGGAAUUCCGCGAAAAUAAAGACAAAGGACUGGGAUUAAAGCAGUAUACGUGAAUUUGAAUCCGUGGAUUAAUAAACAUAAUAAACAAAGCAAUAGGUCGUUACGCUGUACGUGGACGGACUGUACGAGUGGAGGGUUAGUAGAACGAGCACUUGCCAUAACGCGAUUUCGUGACUGACAGCCAACGCUGGUAUUAUUCGAUGAAGAUUAAUUCGAUUAAAAUCCUGAUCUACAUCCGGUUCCCAGGACAAACUCGCGUUGCUCUCUUCUCGUUAACCAUAACGUGUGAUAACGUGGUUACGUGCACGGAGGGUGGGGUGUUACGCUCGGAGAUCAAACGUAUAAUUAAGAGGGAUUGAGUGGAGUAUGAGAAACAAAAAAGGUGAAACAACAAAAAAAAAGAGAAAAAGAGCAGGAGUAUAGAAAUUGAGCGGAGAGGUUAAAUAAUAAACGAAUCGACCAAAAUCUGUUUACUCGCUUACUUUCGUUGAACAGAAUCGAAAUAACGUCUAUGAGCCAUGACGCCGUGACGUUAUACGCGAGCAUACGGAAAUAAGGGAUGAUGAGGGUCGUGCAUACUGCUGGCACAUUUUGUCGGUAAUAUGAGCGAUUCGAACGUUCGGUAAUAAUGAAAACAGGUCACGUUGUUGGAGCUUUGUGGGUUUAUCGAAUGAACGCUAAUGUUAACGGACGAUCAGCCGUUUUGUGGUAUCUAUUGUCAGUCUUUACUCUUUCUAAUUAUCACGUACUUCACUGAUGUUAUUUCGAAUUAGGUAUACCUUGUAACCUUUUUUUAUGCAACGUGAUCGAGUAUCAUAACGCAUGAUGAUCGUGGACAUUCCAAUGAUUCGUGUCUUCUUGGAUUUUACAUUGACACUAAUACGGAAGUAAUAUAAGGAUUAAUAUGAUUAGGGAUUAUCUAAUAGUGAUUGUAACGAGU
Molecule: messenger RNA, 8278 nt
Organism: Cephus cinctus (wheat stem sawfly)
Lineage: Eukaryota; Metazoa; Arthropoda; Insecta; Hymenoptera; Cephidae
Product: early endosome antigen 1
Exons: 8
Coding region: 288-7223 (2311 amino acids)
Source: RefSeq, a predicted model, not a curated record